GGCAGCGGCGCGCCCGGCCGCCUUUCCCCACUUCCCUCAGCCGCCGCCGCCCGGGAAGGAGGGAGAGCGUGGAGGGGGACAGUCCCAGCCGCCGCCGCGCUCCAUGGCGAUCCAGGGCUUGUGCAGCGAGGGCGGCUCGGAGCCCUUCUGGGAUUGGAACCUGACCUGGCACACAGAAAAUCCAGAUUUCACGAAGUGCUUUCAGAACACCAUCCUUGUCUGGGUGCCUUGCAUUUACCUGUGGGUUUGCUUCCCAAUAUACUUCCUGUACCUCCGUCAUCAUGACAGGGGCUAUAUCCAAAUGUCACAUCUCAACAAAGCCAAAACAGCCUUGGGCGUACUAUUGUGGAUAAUCUGCUGGGCAGAUCUUUUCUACUCUUUCUGGGAAAGAAGUCAAAAUAUUUUCCGACCUCCAGUUUUUGUCAUUAGCCCUACAGUUUUGGGCAUAACAAUGUUGCUCGCCACAUUUUUAAUACAAUUUGAGCGAAUGAAAGGAGUCCAGUCUUCAGGCGUAAUGUUGAUUUUCUGGUUCACUGCACUGUUGUGUGCCACAAUAAUUUUCAGGUCCAAAAUACUGCACGCCUUAAACCUGGGUGCUGAAGUUGAUGUAUUUCGUUACGUUACCUUCUACAGCUACUUCGUCCUGGUGCUAAUACAGCUUAUACUGUCCUGCUUCCCAGAACGACCGCCUCUGUUUUCUGAAACCGUUAAUGAUCCUAAUCUCUGCCCAGAGUCUAGUGCUUCGUUCCUUUCCAAAAUUACAUUCUGGUGGAUUACAGGGUUGAUGAUUCAGGGAUAUCGGCGACCAUUGGAAGCUAAAGACUUGUGGUCAUUAAACAAAGAGGACACAUCUGAGGAGGUAGUGCAAGGUUUGGCUAAGUACUGGGAGAAAGAGUGUGCAAAUACAAAAAAGCAAGCCAUAAAAAUGGUGUAUUCACCCAAAAAGCAAAUGAAAUCAAGCAACUCAAAUGGCGAUGUGACAGAAGAAGUUGAAGCUUUGAUUGUAAAACCAUCUCAAAAGAACUCUGCCCCUUCUCUGUUGAAAGCGUUGUAUAAAACGUUUGGACCGUACUUCCUCAUGAGUUUCCUGUUUAAAGCCUGUCAUGAUCUUAUGAUGUUUUCUGGCCCGGAAAUCUUAAAGUUGUUAAAAUUUGUGAAUGAUAAAGAUGCCCCCAAUUGGCAAGGCUAUCUGUACACAGGGCUUCUGUUUGCAUGUGCCUGUCUGCAGACUCUGAUUCUCCACCAGUACUUCCAUAUUUGCUUUGUUACUGGAAUGAGGCUUAAGACAGCUGUCAUUGGUGCAGUCUAUCGCAAGGCAUUGGUUAUCACAAAUUCUGCAAGAAAGACGUCUACUGUUGGGGAGAUUGUAAAUCUAAUGUCUGUGGAUGCUCAGAGGUUCAUGGACUUGGCUACGUAUAUAAACAUGAUUUGGUCUGCGCCUCUGCAAGUUAUAUUAGCAUUGUAUUUAUUAUGGCAGAAUUUAGGCCCUUCUGUCCUAGCAGGUGUGGCUGUCAUGAUCCUUUUGGUUCCAGUAAAUGCUGUGAUGGCAAUGAAGACAAAAACAUAUCAGGUAGCCCAUAUGAAGAGCAAAGACAACAGAAUUAAGCUGAUGAAUGAAAUUCUCAAUGGGAUUAAAGUGCUGAAACUUUAUGCUUGGGAAUUAGCCUUCAAAGAGAAAGUAUUGGGGAUCAGACAGGAAGAGCUGAAAGUGCUUAAAAAGUCUGCUUACCUUGCAGCAGUGUCUACAUUCACUUGGGUGUGCGCUCCUUUUCUGGUUGCUUUAUCCACCUUUGCUGUUUAUGUACUGGUAGACAAGAACAAUGUCUUGGAUGCUCAGAAAGCUUUUGUUUCCUUAGCCUUAUUCAACAUCCUCAGGUUCCCACUGAAUAUUCUUCCUAUGGUCAUCAGCAGCAUGGUACAGGCAAGUGUUUCCUUAAAGCGGCUCAGGUUAUUUCUCUCGCAUGAAGAGUUAGAUCCAGAUAGCAUAAUCAGAGGUUCUAUCAAAGAUGCUGAAGGAAGCAUUAUUGUGAAGAAUGCAACAUUUAGUUGGUCAAGAAAUGAUCCUCCCUCACUGAAUGACAUUAAUUUCACUGUUCCUGAAGGCUCCCUGAUUGCCAUUGUUGGACAGGUUGGCUGUGGAAAGUCUUCAUUGUUGUCUGCCCUUCUAGGAGAGAUGGACAAGAGGGAAGGAUAUGUGGCUGUCAAGGGCUCGGUUGCUUAUGUUCCUCAACAAGCCUGGAUACAGAAUGCAGCUCUGAAGGACAAUAUUAGCUUUGGGAGGGAGAUGAAAGAGAGCCAGUAUAAACGUGUGAUUGAGGCUUGUGCACUUCUACCUGAUAUAGAGAUUCUUCCUAGUGGAGACAGAACAGAAAUAGGGGAAAAGGGUGUGAAUCUCUCUGGAGGACAGAAGCAGAGAGUCAGCCUUGCUCGGGCAGUUUACUGUAACACCGACGUCUAUUUAUUUGAUGAUCCUUUAUCUGCUGUUGAUGCCCAUGUUGGGAAGCAUAUUUUUGAGAAAGUUAUUGGACCAAAGGGAAUCCUGAAAAACAAAACUCGGGUUUUGGUAACCCAUGGGGUCAGUUAUCUGCCUCUGAUGGAUACAAUUAUAGUGAUGACUGAUGGUAAAAUAUCUGAGAUGGGCUCUUACCAAGAGCUGCUAACGCAAGACGGGGCCUUUGCCGAGUUUCUUCGUACAUAUGCUAAUGCUGAUCAGGAUGUGGAGAAUGGAGAUGCAAACAGCCCAACUGUGAAAGAAGGCAAGCAUAUGGAAAAUGGUGUUCUCGCAAAUGAAGCAACAGGAAAACCGAUACUUAGACAACUCAGUAACUCAUCAACUUACAGUGGAGAAACAAGGAAGUCUUUGAACCAGACUAGUACAACAGAGCUUCAGAAGGCACCAGCAGAAAAGAAUGCUUGGAAACUCACGGAGGCUGACACAGCAAAGACCGGGAGGGUAAAGGCGACAGUGUACUGGGAAUAUAUGAAAUCCAUUGGACUCUUCAUCUCUUUUCUGAGCAUCUUCCUUUUUAUGUGUAACCAUAUAGCCGCUCUGGCUUCCAAUUACUGGCUAAGUUUAUGGACCGACGAUCCCGUUAUUAAUGGGACUCAGCAGCACACGCACGUCCGGCUAGGAGUGUAUGGAGCACUGGGAAUGUCUCAAGGUAUUGCUGUGUUUGGCUACUCAAUGGCUGUGUCAAUAGGGGGGAUAUUUGCCUCACGACACCUACACGUUGGCCUGCUUCACAAUGUCCUUAGGUCUCCAAUGAGUUUUUUUGAACGAACACCCAGUGGGAACUUAGUGAACCGGUUCUCUAAAGAGAUGGACACUAUAGACUCUGUGAUUCCUCAGAUAAUCAAAAUGUUCAUGGGCUCACUGUUUAACGUCAUUGGGGCCUGCAUCAUCAUUCUCUUGGCCACGCCAAUAGCUGCCAUCGUCAUUCCACCGCUGGGACUUGUCUACUUCUUUGUGCAGAGAUUUUAUGUGGCCACCUCUCGCCAGCUGAAACGUCUUGAAUCUGUCAGCCGCUCUCCAGUGUAUUCUCACUUUAAUGAGACCCUCUUGGGUGUCAGUGUCAUUCGAGCCUUUGAGGAGCAGACGCGUUUCAAACUGCAGAGCGACUUAAAAGUGGAUGAAAAUCAGAAAGCGUACUUUCCCAGCAUUGUUGCAAACAGGUGGCUGGCUGUCCGGCUGGAAUGUGUGGGGAACUGCAUAGUCCUCUUUGCAGCGCUGUUUGCAGUGAUUGCUCGCCACAGCCUCAGCCCUGGCUUAGUUGGACUCUCAGUGUCCUAUUCAUUGCAGGUUACAACAUACUUAAACUGGCUGGUUCGCAUGACAUCUGAGCUGGAAACGAACAUUGUCGCUGUGGAAAGAGUCCAAGAAUACUCUGAAAUGGAGAAAGAGGCUCCCUGGUGUAUUGAGCAAACUGCUCCACCAAACAACUGGCCUCAUGAAGGCAAAGUGGAGUUCAGAGGCUAUGGCUUACGUUACCGUGAGGACUUGGAUUUAGUUCUGAAAAACAUAAACGUUACCAUAAACGGAGGAGAGAAGGUGGGAAUAGUUGGAAGAACAGGUGCUGGAAAAUCCUCCCUUACUCUGGGUUUAUUUCGAAUCAAUGAAUCAGCAGAGGGAGAGAUUAUUAUUGAUGGAAUUAAUGUUGCAAAAAUAGGGCUCCAUGACCUGCGGUUCAAGAUCACCAUUAUUCCCCAGGAUCCAGUAUUAUUUUCUGGCUCUCUGCGUAUGAAUCUUGACCCUUUUGACAAAUACUCUGAUGAAGAAAUUUGGACAUCUUUGGAAUUGGCUCACUUGAAAAAUUUUGUUUCAUCUCUUCCCGAUAAACUUAAUCAUGAGUGUUCUGAAGGUGGAGAGAAUCUAAGUGUCGGACAGCGUCAGCUGGUGUGCCUCGCUCGUGCUCUACUUCGAAAGUCCAAAAUCUUGGUUUUAGAUGAAGCCACAGCUGCUGUUGAUCUUGAAACUGAUGACCUUAUACAGUCAACAAUAAGGACUCAAUUUGAAGACUGCACUGUUUUAACUAUAGCACAUCGUCUAAACACUAUUAUGGACUAUGAAAGAGUUCUAGUCCUUGAUAAAGGCGAAAUUGUGGAGUGUGAUUCCCCAGCCAGUCUACUUCAGAAGAAAGGCAUUUUCUAUAGUAUGGCCAAAGAUUCUGGCUUGGUAUAAUAC
Molecule: messenger RNA, 4681 nt
Organism: Mauremys reevesii (Reeves's turtle)
Lineage: Eukaryota; Metazoa; Chordata; Testudines; Geoemydidae
Gene: ABCC1
Product: ATP binding cassette subfamily C member 1
Biological process (GO): glutathione transmembrane transport; xenobiotic transport
Cellular component (GO): basolateral plasma membrane
Molecular function (GO): ATP binding; glutathione transmembrane transporter activity; ATP hydrolysis activity
Source: RefSeq, a predicted model, not a curated record